Molecule: messenger RNA, 686 nt
Organism: Striga hermonthica
Lineage: Eukaryota; Viridiplantae; Streptophyta; Magnoliopsida; Lamiales; Orobanchaceae
Source: the annotation of a GenBank genome assembly
GAGUUGCCUGCAACCGCAACCGAUGGUAGGGCCAUAGUACGCCCAAAACGAGCGAUUGAGUACCGUAAGGUAAAGAGAGCAGGGCGCUACCGUUGGGAAGUACUAGUUGACUGGGAAGAGUUGCCAUCUGAAGAAGCCACGUGGGAAGAUCUUGAAGAGAUGCGCGAUCAGUUCCCGAACUUAAUCCUUGGGGACAAGGACUCACUUGAAGGGGACGGGAAUGAUGCGGAAGUGGCUAGGCAGCUCAAGAACACCGCAAGUCGAGCCUACCAUGCACGAAGGAGACAAGCACGGGUGACGGCGGAAGUACGCGCAUUAACAGGCAAGAAUGGGUCGCGCACGGAUGGCGUGCAUGGAGAAGAUGGGCAGGACGCGCAGGCCGCUGUGCUGGCCAGCGCGAUCGCGGAAGGUUCGCGUAGCGAUGAAGCACGCGCAUCCUCAUACCUCGAGGUAUGCGGAAUGGUGAGGAGUCAUGCGAGCGAGGAGGCAGCCGGGGGCGAAAGCGCGCGCGAUACGCUGGACGGGGCAGCACGCGCGAUGCGCGAGGCCAUACUCCUAGAGGAAUGCGGAGUGGCGCAGCAGCACGCGCGCGGUAGGGCGUGCGAGGCGGUGCGCCAAAGGCGGUGCGCGCGAGGGGCCGAAGGUUGGAGGCGGUGGAAGACUUGGAGUGCACACCAAGAUAAUUA